This is a messenger RNA of Oreochromis niloticus (Nile tilapia), 6187 nucleotides long. RefSeq names its product zinc finger protein 408 (gene znf408). Gene Ontology annotation, biological process: regulation of cytokine production; regulation of immune system process; negative regulation of transcription by RNA polymerase II. The coding region runs from base 50 to 2551 and encodes 833 amino acids. The record is from RefSeq and is a predicted model, not a curated record. The transcript is spliced from 9 exons. Gene Ontology annotation, cellular component: nucleoplasm. Gene Ontology annotation, molecular function: DNA-binding transcription repressor activity, RNA polymerase II-specific; DNA-binding transcription activator activity, RNA polymerase II-specific; RNA polymerase II cis-regulatory region sequence-specific DNA binding. NCBI's taxonomy places the organism in Eukaryota, Metazoa, Chordata, Actinopteri, Cichliformes, Cichlidae.
AGCCUUGUUUCCGGUCCGGAACCAAAGAACGGUUUCAGUUUCCAGCUCGAUGGCCUGUCUCGGUCCUCCCGUCCCAUCUGCUCUUGCUUCAUUUCUCUACUCAUCGCUUCCCCGUGGCUUUGCUGUAGGCCCUUCACAUCUCCAUGAGGGCAGGCUGGGGCUUUGGUGGGUCGGACGCUCACUGGAGGCUGGAUCCCUGCUGGGGAGAGACGGGGACAUUGAGUGGGCCUCAGAGUAUCACGCUGAGCCGGAAAUUCACAGUGAAGACGGCAAACUCGCCACAAACUUUGAGACCGAAAGAGAUCAGACAACGAGAACAGAGGAAGAACAGGCUUCAGUGGCGAAAGCAGCAACUCGAGAUGCUUCCAUACAAAGAGCUGUCUGGGUCAACUUUGCCUGCCAGGCACCAAGCAGAGCCCAGCAGAACGUGACGGUGCAGUGUGUGUGUGGGGAUGUGUGUGAGGGCGAGUGUGUGGAUGUCUGUCUGCGUCUGUGUCGGGACAUCCAGCCGGGAACAGAGCUGCUGCUGUACGGUGACAGCGUGGGAAAAAUGUGUUCACAUGUUCGUGGUGACUCCGCUGGACAUACAGGAGACAAGGUGGAGCAGAGAGACCACUCAGAAGCCACAGCUGCCAGUGUGUCAAUCAAUAAAGAAGUGACAGUUAACAAACAGGAAGAGAAAAUGCAGGACGAUGAAGAGGAUGAAGAUAGAAACCCCAAAAGAUGCAUCGAGAGGAGUCACCCAAUUACACAAGCGAGGAAGAGAGUCAAGGGAGUGUUGUCGGAGCCGAGUCCAGACUAUGACAGACAGCAGGACGAUACCACAGACAGUGUAACAGACAGGACACCUGAUGAUGACACAGCAGCAACUGGUAGCAAAGACAGUGUCCCGUCUCCUGUGGACAGUCAGCCACACUGUAACUCUGCUGAAGGAAUAAUGGCAGAGCCCAGAGUCUUCCCUGCAGCCGCUCCUGUCCGCUGCAGCUCCCGCCUGGCUGCUAAACCCCGACGGGUUCAUUGCCUGAACAGCCGGGUGAAGGGACUCCAUGCCCACCCCGACUCAUCCAAACGCUCAGAGGCACAGAGCCAGACCUCCACCAAGGAUGGAAAAAGCUCCACAGAGAUACCAGAAGGUGAGAUGGCUGCAGCGCUUUGUCCCAAUGGAGUCACCCAUAUGUGGCAUUCAGAGACUAGAGAGAGGCGCUACAAGUGUCCCAUAUGUGGUAAAAGGUUCUUCCAGAUCGGCCACUUGAAGAAACACCAGUUCAGUCACACGGAUGAGAAGCCUUUCACCUGCCAGGAGUGUGGGAAAAACUACACGUCAGCAGAAAGCUUCAAGGCUCAUCAGAUGAGUCACCGCGGGGAGCGUCCCUUCUCCUGUCCUCACUGUGAGAAGACGUACGGCCUGAAGCGGGACCUGAAGGAGCACAUGGUCCUGCACACGGGGGAGAAACCCUAUACCUGUGAGCACUGUGGGAAGGCAUUCGCACGCCGCCCAUCCCUACGCAUCCACCGCCUCCUUCACUGCAGCAGAAUGAGUUACACACAGCCUCCUAAGGUGCAGUGCACAGUCUGCCGCAAGCUUCUGGCUAACUCGGGCUCUCUGAGGAACCACAUGAAACUCCACACGGGGGAAAAACCUCACAUCUGUCAGCACUGUGGGAAGUGCUUCAGUCAGAAAGGAAACCUUGAGUGCCACUUGAGAAUCCACAAUGGAGAGAAACCGUUCUCCUGCUCAGAGUGCAGUCAGACAUUCUCCCAAAAACCGGAGCUGCGUCGGCACAUGUUCUCCCACACCGGAGGCGGUUUUCUCUGUAGCUACUGUGGAAAAUCGCUGAGGGACCCCCACAGCCUAAGGUCCCACGAGAGACUGCACACUGGAGAAAGACCCCAUUGCUGCCCUAUCUGUGGAAAAGGCUACACGUUGGCUACCAAGCUGAGGAGGCACGUGAAGUCGGCCCACGUGAAGGAGAAACCAUACACCUGCCACUGCGGCGCUUCCUACACUGUGAGACAAAGUCUGCUGAGGCACCAAGCUCAGCACAGGACAGAGGGAGGAGUUCAAAAAGAGGAAGAAGAAGGAAAUGGAGAGGAGGCGCACACCGGAAAUCAGGAGUUAGCAACUUCAGGAUGCAGUCACCCAAAGCCAAUCAGAGGCAGGCCCAAGAAGAACUUCAUCCCUCAGGGCACAGCAGAGACGGAGGGAGGUGAGGUGAAGCAGAGAAGAUCACAAGAAAAAGAAGAGGAAGCAAAAUUAAAGAGACUUGACUCCUCAAGAGAGGGAGAUAGCGUAGCUAACAUCCAGCACGCCGUCGUGUACGUCCACACAGACGACCUGUCGGCGCCAAGCUCCACUCCUCUGCUCUUCACCUCAGAGGGCUCGCUGCCUGCAGGGACAGAACAGGAGCUGGUGGAGGUGGUGAUAUCGGAAAGCGCAGAGCAGUGCAUUGUGGUCCACGGGCAGCAGGCGGUAGGAGAGCUCCUGAUCUUACAGGAAGAAGGAAGUGGACUCUGCUCUGUUGCUCAGACAGUAGAGAUAAACACAGUGUAGCUGUGUUCAUGGCUUCUGAACCCUUCAAGGACAUCUUUAGUAUUUAGCCCCUUCCUUUAACCUACCUCAUCAACGGUUUAUUUAUUUUGGUAUUUUUUGCAUAUGCGUACCUUUUAUUGCCAUUGAACGACCUUUAUAGAACAGCUGUGAACUAAUUUGAUGGAUUAGCUGCCAUCAAACGAUGCACACGUUCUGCCUUCUGUACAGGAAAGCGUGUGUGUAUAGAAAAAGCUCUGAACACGAGCGAACUGUUGGAUUCUGUCACCCAGUGCUGACAUUUACUGCUGAUGCGCAGCACUUAUGCUGUAAAAUUCCCCUUGAAGCCACACUGGAAAUAUCUCUACUUGACAUCAAGUCCUCUGCAUUUACUUGGUUAUUAUCUUGGUUAAAAAAACAAACAAAAUAAAAGCGCAAAACAAGUUUGAAUUUAUCAUUAGGGUCUUGUCAUUGUGACCAAAGAGCUCAAUCUUUGUCUCGUUUGACCAUAAAACCUUCUCCAGAAGGCAGCUGCACAUGUCAGCCGAGCUCGUGUACGUUUUGUAGCAGAGGCUUCAAUCUUGGUUGGCACAAUCGGUCCAUUACAAUAACUGGCUUCACUCGUGGUGCUGGUGUUCGAGCAGCUGCCAGUUCAUGGAAGAUUUAAGGCUUAGUGGUUCCUGGGUUGUUCCUAAACAGAUUCCUGUUCUGGGUGACAGAUUUGGUCGUCCUACAGACCUUGGAAAUAUGGUGACACAUCAUACUUAUGUCCAGUUACAGAUCUCAGAAUCUGCAGUUAUAUAGAAAUGAUCCAUUAGGCUUCUUUUGAUCGUGCUCCACAUUCUUGUUGUUUAAAGUUAUUAAAGAUGUGUCCUGUACAAUCAUUCCUCUGUGGAAAAAGAAAAAUCCAAGAAAUAAUUGAAAGCCCAGACUUACCAUGACAUUCAUGGCCAUGAUGAGUGUAUGCACAUUUUUGACCACAACUGUGUGUACAGGAGGUUUUAGACGAUGAUAUCGUUUUUGUAAUUUUGCUGCUCUAUGAUGAUACAGAGAACUGUAAAUCAAACCAUCAAAAUAUGAGUAAAGUGCAGACUUUCAGCUUUAACUCAAGGGGUAACUGAAAGACCACAAAGUGGAUGGUCACAGAAUUAUUUCCAUGGUUAGGAAAAACAACUUCACAACAUCUAAAGACAUCAAGUCAAGAACAUUGUUGAGGAGGUGGGCAUAUCUCAGGCCUAUCAAUGUCUACACAUAAAUACAGAAGAUUUGCAGUAAGGUGCAAACCAGAUCGGGAAGGCCAGAGUAGACUUUGGCAGAGAGCAGCUGAUGAUGGGGCGUCAUGGCCAUCACACACUACAGCAGGUGAACUCUGAACUACGUACAUACUCAGAGAACUGGAUUUGCAUCCAUUAACUGUUGUUUUUCUAGCUAAACGUUUUACAGCCGUUGUUCUGGGAAGGACACCUUUAUAUUGCAGUUGUCUUAUGAGCUUUGUCCACGUGUUCUUUAAUCACUUGAGGUCUACAUAAAAAUAGGCUGUUAUGUAAAAUUGUGUCCUUGUGCUGUUGUACAUGGCAGUCAGGCCUGCAUAGGCAAAUGAUGAGAAUAAAUGGGUGUUUGACCUUUAAACUAACCUUUCCUCCUUUGUUGUAUUCCCUCUGUGUAGGAUGCCAUGUUAUAAAGGUGCGCUUCAAUCAGGGAUCCCACUCAUCAUUAAAGACAAAAGGCUGUUCGAACAAAUGGGAUCUAACUAAUUCCCCCGUGGAAACGAUUGGAGAACAUGCAGCACUGUGCAAAGAUAUGACGCCUGAAUCUUAAAAUAAACACAGACGUAUAUACAGACAACUAUUGUGAGUGACAAGGAGUCUGGACCUUAGGGAUGAGCACAAUUCAAAUUUCCACAUUAGGAUAAAUGUUGUGAUUAUUGCAAAGCUGUGCUUUAGAUGGUGGCUAUAUAUUAGGCUGUUUUCUCAUGAAAUAGUGAGAAGAAGUACGCGUGCAAUUUCUGUUUUGAAAAAUGCGUUCUUGGGAAGUUAAGCAGACUUAAGGGCACUCACAGGCUUCAGGUCUUAAGGCAGUCACCAUGUAAUUGCAUGUCUGUGGUUGGAGGCUGCCUGGAGAACUUAUGUUGCAUGUCAGCCCCUCUCUCUUUCACCUCCUUUCCUUCACCUUUCUACCAUCGGCUCUCAAAAGGAAUGAAAAUGUCUCCCAAAGCUGCUGAAGGCAGGAAGAAGAAAAGCAUUAGAAAGUAUCCAAAAAGUAUCAUUUUGGAUACUUUCUAAUGGCAAAUAUGUCCAUCCAGACAAAGUCUAUAUCACAAAGCGAGCUGUCUGAAUAAUUUGAAAGUUAGUAUUUGGCAUUUUAGAGUCACUUUCAUCUACUCCACAAUUUACAAUCUUUCUGUUUAGUCCUUGGAAAUAUACACAGCCACUAGAGUAGUCUAGACUUACUUCACUUUAAUUCAUAUGUAGAAGUGAAGAAAAGAAACCUUACAAAGCUAAGAGACACAAAAACCAAAGAAGAACCAGAGGCUCUGUGAUGUGAGGUUGUCACAGUUUUUAAAAUUCAAUUCAAUUGAAUUUUAUUUAUACAACGCCAAAUCACAGUAACAGUCGCCUCAAGGCGCUUUAUAUUGUAAGGUAGACCCUACAAUAAUACACACUGUGUAUUAUAAUACAUAAUAAUACAGACUGUAUUAUUGUAGGGUCACAAACACUACUGUCUGGUGUCUUAGAACCAGGAGACUGAGACUGGGGAUACAAGCAGAUUCAGCUUGUCUGCAGAGGCUCACUCUGUCUCACUGAUAGUAUUGGAAGCAUGUGAGGUGACGGGGAAAUGUCCCACCAGAUCGAAGGCCUGGGGCAGAUCUCUUCAGGCUUUGGAAUAAUUCAUGGUAGAGUGGUCUGGGCAUCUUGGAUCAGACUGUUGUCCCCAUAAACUGGACUCCAGUAAGUAUCAGAUGAUGGGUGUAAAGAAGGAUGGAAGUGCUAAGCUAUUAAUGUGAAGGCCGAGAUGAUAGUGGUAAGAAACAAAACCAAAUAAAUAAAAUAUCAUUCAAUAAAACCAGCCGACAAUCUUCUUGUAUGGUAUAACAUAUUUGUCAGGUAAUGCUUGUGUCAUGCACCUGUCAGUCCAGGUGGGCUGAUAGGUGCACUCUGACAGAAGAGGCUAUGGGGGUUACUAACGUUUGGGGACAGCCUCAUGUGUCCUUUUAAGGAACUGGUUAAAAUUGCACCAAUAAUUACCAGUAUCACCCAUUUGAUGAGGCUGUGUGCACUCCAGUGACAUCACCGCAUAGAAACAUGAAACACUGUGUUCUGAGUCUGUUCACGUUUCUCAGGGAGUAAAUGCAAAGCCUUAGUCAUGCCGCUGAAAAUGGAUAUGAGCCGCUGGAGCCCCAGCAUGUUAGCGUCAUGAAAAAUACAUACAACCAGAUCUCAAAGGCUAAUGGAUGUGUGACGCACACAGAGAAGUGGUGAUGCACGGGCCGAGGGGGAAAAAAAUCAAUUCAUAUUACUUAGUUAAAACUUAGCCAUAGUUACUGUAUCAGGGCUGCCACUCAGCCAGCAGGUAGAGAUUAUGUUUAAUGGUUUCAGAGCGCCUUUGAAAAAAUGUCUGGAAAAUAAAUGAAAAAUGAAAUAAAUGAAAAAAUGACAUGAA